Uranotaenia lowii is the source of this 7030-nucleotide messenger RNA. RefSeq names its product G1/S-specific cyclin-D2. Gene Ontology annotation, molecular function: cyclin-dependent protein serine/threonine kinase regulator activity. NCBI's taxonomy places the organism in Eukaryota, Metazoa, Arthropoda, Insecta, Diptera, Culicidae. Gene Ontology annotation, cellular component: cytoplasm; cyclin-dependent protein kinase holoenzyme complex; nucleus. Bases 2624 to 3706 code for a protein of 360 amino acids. Gene Ontology annotation, biological process: regulation of cyclin-dependent protein serine/threonine kinase activity; mitotic cell cycle phase transition; positive regulation of G1/S transition of mitotic cell cycle. The transcript is spliced from 5 exons. The record is from RefSeq and is a predicted model, not a curated record.
UUCCAUUGACUUAUUAUUGAUUUUUCGGUUCCGCUUAAGAAUAACAGGAGUUUCGAAAUCUGCAGUUUAAAAAUUUUCUAAUGGCGUUCAGUUCGGUCUGGUCGGAGGCAGGCCACAUAACCUGAAUAAUUCUUCAACAAGAUCUUGGCCAAAAUUGAAUGGUGUAAACAAUGAUUGUAACGUAUUUUACAUUUUUCCUCACUAACUAGUCUUUAUGCGCAUGGCAAAUCACAUGUUGUGUGGUUAAGAAACUGGAGCCUCAAGUGAGUGACUUCAAAACCGAAGGAUCCCGUUAACGGCGCUCUGAGUUCUACUACGCAACGCGAGAGCAGUAUUUUUUUAAAAUUUAAAAGCAAAGAGAAUUCGCCUGCGCUCUCACUUCCUGCGAUUAGUUUUCAUUCAUAAAAAUUUCAAGACCAAAAAAUGUAAACAAAGAAGAAUCAGUUCUCUCAACCCAGCCAAGCCCGCCUAGCCAACAGCUGGUGAGUGAGAGAGCCGCCGAUCAGGUUGCGGCGAUCCUCCCCCUCCUACCGACCGACUGAGAGAGAAGAAUCCGUUUGCGUGAGAGCGAGCGACCAAAUGAGAGAUUAAAGUCCGUUGGGUUGAAUUUAGCAGCGAGUGUUUGUGCCGAGUCGACGGGAAUUCCGCGUGUUCGAAUAGGAAACAUAUGUUCCGUUUGCUGGUGUUGGUGUUGCUAGUUCAUUUUUCUUAUCGCCUGGCAUGGCGAAAGGAAACCCGGCUGUAUUCCUCCUAAAAACGCAGUCAAAUAAAAAAAGCCGGCUGUUGAAUGGUUGCGUGCGUUGAGUCACUUUGAGAGAGCGAAGCUAGGAGAAGAGAGCAUAUAAGGUGGAUUUGGGUGUGAGAACGGGGAAGAGGAAGUAAAAGUUGUUGUUGGUAGUGGCUGUUUGUUUUCGUUUUCGCCGGUUGCUUCGAUUGAUACGACGAGAAACGGCGAGUGGUUGGUUGAUAGAUUUUUCCACGUUUUGUCGCACGCAUAGUCGGUUGUCUCGAUUGUCUCGCAGUACUCGGGUUCCCGGUGGCGUCCGCGUGUGAAUGAAAAAAAAAGUGCCCAAGAAAAAUUUUUGGUGGCAAGUUUCUAGCUGUUUGGGUAGAAUUCGUUGAGGAGACGUUGAUGAUUUGUCCGGGAACUGAGCCCGGUAUCUAAAACGCGAAUCGAGUUUUUGCCGUUUCACUGAAAACUUCAGCGGGGGGCCAAACGGCAAGUUCUCAAUCGGUCCAUUUUCGCGAACAUGAGUGGUUAAGCCUUCCGUGCGAGUGAUAUUGUUGGUUAGGAUUUUUGGGACCGUUACCACUUACCGAGACAGGAGAAGAUCGAGAAACCACUCUCGCUCUUGAUUCUCCGGAUUUCGACCGGCGCGGAGCUCUCUUUUGGGGUUUGCUUUUCGAAUGUUGUUCCUCCUGCCAAAGCCCCGACCCGACUGAUGGUGUUGCUACCAAACUUAAGCCAAUGAGCCGAUUGUUCUUCAAGCUGGGCUAAGCGCAGAAGAGAAGUCCUGCAACAGAAGCAAGCAAGAGUUCCGUCCCAGUCCGUGACUGAUGAUAUGUCGCGCUGCGCAGAUUGGCCGUACUGUAGCUGACUGGGAGUUACGUGAAGCAAGAUUUUCGCCUAUGUGGUUAUCACCCUUUUUCGAGCUGACUAAUGAAGAGUUGGAGACUUGAGCGGUUCGUUCGGUUGGAGCAUUUUCGCUACAGACUUCUCACGCUUCGGACGUGUGCAGUACUGCUGGCCAAAACGGAUUGUUUUUUUUCUGGUUCCUCCUCGUGCGUACAUCCAGGACUACGAGAACAGCUGAAUACCUCAUCACAUAAGCCAGACAGUUUCGGAUGAGUGUCGUUGGGUAGAUUCUGGCUUAGUUUGCGGAUGGCAAGUAGCUCAGCUCCAGGAUUGGGAUUGCUGUUGGCUGAAGAUCACCCGGCUCUCUAAUUUCUGUAGACUACGUUGGUCCCGAACGGACGAUCGUCGAACAGUAAAUGCUACUUACCACUAUCUUCUAGAAGAACUGACGUUGAUCAGCUGGAGAUGUUCCUGGUGCCCCUCUAGGAUGCCUGCGAACUAGAAGAACCGUAUACGCUGCCGCUGUGUUGUUGUAAACAAUAGAUUCGAGUGAAACCCGUUAGGAUUUGGAUUGUUGUUUUGUUUAUCUCUUGAGUUUUUUUUUGUCUGGAGUCCUAUUGUGAUGGGAGGAUUUGUUUUGUGAUCAUCCAUCGGUACCGUUAGUUGGAAUUUGGACAGUGUGCGAUCCUCUCUCUCCAAUUAGUUUCGAUACUAACUGUAUCGGAAUCAGUAGCAUAUAUAAAGUUCGUUGGGGAUUUUCAAUACAGAUCAGGCAAUCAGUACUAAUAUUAAGUGAUUUUUAAAGUCGAAGUUCUAUUACAAAAUUUGGGAGUUCCAUAAAAAAAAUAUUAAUCAGUGCUCUAAUUACAAGCUCAAGUUAGCAAAAAAAAUAUUGAAAAGCAUUCAAAGUGUUACACGUUCAAAGCCAGAGAAACCUAGUAUAAGUGAAACAUUACACAAAAGUUUUUUUUUCCGGAGAAGAAUUUGUUUCGGUGUAGUGUGACCGUGCACAGUUGAAGUCGUCGCGUGAACGUUCCACGUGAAACAAUGGACUUGUUGUUGUGCACCGAGAGUAUCAGCAGUGUGAAUGACGUUGCCGAUGGUGACUUGACGGGCCAACAACAUCGUCCGCAACAGAACCAGAACCUGCACCACGCCGCCUUGCAGCAGGCCCAGAUGGAAGUGCGGCUCAAUACCGCCAUCAAGGAUCCGAUCUUUCUCGAGGAACGCUGUCUGGAGAAUCUGCUUAAAGUCGAGGAUCGCCAUGAAGUGCAGUGCAACUCGAACUACUUCCUCACGGUGCAGAAGGAAAUCAAUCCGGGCAUGCGCAAGGUCGUGGCGGAAUGGAUAAUCGACAUAUGCGAGGAACAAAACUGCCAGGAAGAAGUCUCGCUACUCAGUCUUAGCUAUAUGGAUCGAUUUCUCAGCCUGGUACCGAUCAAAAAGACACAUCUGCAAAUACUGGCCACCGCAUGUCUGCUGCUGGCCUCGAAGCUGCGGGAACCCAGCUACAAGGCGCUCCCGGUGGAGCUCUUAGUAUUCUACACCGAUCACAGUAUCACCAAGAAGGACCUAAUCCGAUGGGAACUUCUAGUCCUGAGUCGACUAAAAUGGGACGUCUCUACGGUGACGCCGCUCGACUUCCUGGAACUGCUGCUCUGCCGGUUACCGAUCGAGAACCAGAAACGGCACGACAUCAGCCUCGAGAAGGUGCGGAAGCACGCCCAGGCCUUCAUUUCCUUAGCAGCUAGAGAACAUUAUUUUUCCAAUUAUUCCGCCAGUACGGUGGCGGCAUCCAGUAUUGCGGCGUCGCUCGGUGGCCUCAAGUGGCACCUGCGCAGCGGCCAAUCCUUCAGCGAACUAGUGAAUAGGUUUACCGAUCUGACCGGAGUGGAGCAGGAAUACAUCUGUGAAUGCAUGGACAAAAUGGAGGCGCUCUUCCAGGAGCAGCGGCGACGACUUCCGGUCCACAUAGCCUCGGCCACGACAACGAUUGUGACCAGCAGCAAUGCCACGUCCUGCACUGUCGGAUCCCAGCAUUUGUCUUCCACGCAACAGCAACAGCAACCCUGCAUCAAUCUCAAAAGCAACUCAAUUACCCCGACCGAUGUUCAGGACAUUGACUUCUGACCACCGGCUCUGGCGAUUACAGCCAGUUGAGGGGCCUACUAAUUCCCCAACGAAUCCCGAGAUGGUCCUAGCCAACAAGUUCCGAAUUUAGCUCCUCCAAGGGAAGCCCAACUGCGUUGUCGAGUCGAGGAGCAGCAACGGAAACUAGAAACACUUCACAAAAUAAACUUUUUGGUGCUAUAUUCUAUAUCAUUAAAUUUAAGGCAAUUCUCUCGUCGUCGUCUGUCAUUUUCAAAAGGCGAACGGCUCACGGAACAGAAACAAAAACAACGAAAAUCGGAAACGCUCGGGCGGAAAUCAAAGGCUAGGCUACCGGGAGUCCUACCGGGGAUUAGAAUUCUGGCUAGGAAUUAUGAGGGAGACUUAUUAGAAAGUUAGGGUAAACUGAAACAUAAGGCGUUUACUAAAUCAUAAGAAAAGGGCUUCCCAGUUAGGUGCGAAAGACACAAAAAUCUUUCACUUAAGUAAUAUGCUGUAAAAAUUUAUAUCAAUAAUUGGCCGAUCCAUGGCUUUUGCAAAUGUAAGAAGAAAAAGCAUGGAAAGGCCGUCAAAAGAAUGAAGAGAAGAAGAGUUCUUGUUUGUAUUUUUUUGUAGAUAUAGGAUUAAAAUGAAAGGAGGAAAAUCAAAAACUAAGAUAUGCAAAAUGGUAGAAUAGGAUCAUUAAUGUUCAACAACGCAACGCAUAUCAAUAAUUAAACUUUUAAGAAAUUUAAGCACAAAAAAAAAAAAUGAAGAACGAAGGUACCUUCUACAGUAGAUUUGCGUUAGAGCUAUGGUGUAAUUGUUAAACAAUUACCGAAACAGCUGAAGUAUAUCACUCAGCAAGCAGAUAGAUGUGUUGAAAGGCAGAAAUUUGAAUAUGAUUCAAUGUAUAGCACUGUAGGAGGUGACAUCCAUGAUCUAUUUUUUUUAAACACUAUGUCGAUAUUUUACAAGUGCGAUCCAACAAAAUUCCGAAUGAAUAGGCAACUAAUCUGAGCGAGAGAAAAAUUAUACGAAAUCUUCAAAUAAAUGAACUCAGAACAGAACAUAAAAACUGAGAAGAGAAUUUUACAAUCAAUCCGGUAGGUAAAAAAAAUCAGAUCUUUAAAAAUAUUUCGAGUCUGCCCUUCGAUUUGUGGAAGGAUUCAAAUUAGUUCCGAUCAUCAAAUGGCAGUUGGCAAAUUUGAUUCCAUUCGUAUCAAUGUGACAAAACAGUAGUAUUUUGUUAAAGCAGUCCAACCCGGACGCAACUUACACGAUAAAGCUCAACAUCAAAAGAUUUCCAAAAGAACUUUUCAAAAGUACGUCUCGAUGGCCGAGCGAUUAGCCGGUCCACUGAUGACAUGGGUUCGAUUCCCAUCUUGGUACUGAGUGUGAAAUGCUAAUCUUAAGUUUAAUCAUUGUUCGAACCUUUAAAGAUAUCAAACCUUCUUCAACCUACUCGAGGAAAAUAAGAUUGUUAUAACGAAUUAAAACCCCUAUCCAGUCGCCAUUCAACAACGAGGAAACAGCACACUCAAAAAAAAAAGUUAAGUUCCAAAAAUUUUCGUUUUUCUUAAAAAAUAAAUGGGGAAAGCAUAGUACUACGCUUCUUGUUAUCGAUGAUGAUUACGGUAAUUUUUUUUCUUCUGGGGAUUCUCAACAAUAAUUGGCGAAUUAUUUAAAAAAAAGGCGAGCCAAUCGAAAUUACAACAACGAAAAACGACAACCACAACCACAUCGGAAACCGAUAGUAGGGAAAAAAAUGUACCUUUUUCAAGAAUGAGUUUUAAAACAGAAAACAAUCGACAACGAGUGCCUCUGCAUACCUUCGGGUGGGUGCAUUGAUAAUGAAAAAUUUACUUUUAUUCAACAGACACUGAGGGAAAUCGUCAGGUCAUCUUUUCAUGAAUUAUAAGCUGUAAAUAUUUCCUUAUUUAAGUUUAUGGCAUAUCAACAAAUUCUAGCUGUAAAUAUUUGUAACUUGUAACUGCUUAGCACUUAGCUUGUAGGUGUGUGUGUGUGUGUGUGUGUGUGUGUGUGUGUGUGUGUGUGUGUGUGUGUGUGUGUGUGUGUGUGUGUGUGUGUGUGUGUGUGUGUGUGUGUGUGUGUGUGUGUGUGUGUGUGUGUGUGUGUGUGUGUGUGUGUGUGCGCGCGCGCCCUUGUAUGAAUGUUUGUUUGUGUUAGAAGACCGGCAGAAAACGUAUGUAGGAAACUAGAUCAAGAGCUUUAAACGUAGAAGAAGCAUUGGGUAAAAAGGAAACCACGAAAAACCAAGAAUUAUUGCCAAUCUCCCCGAAACAAAGAGAGAGAGGCUGGAAAACAAGCAAAGCAAAUCCAAGCCUAACCCACUGAAACAAAAGUUUAACGCGUAAAACAAUCGUUUCACAACAAACAAGUCAAUCACUGAUAACAAACUGAAGACUGUUCUAGACGGUUCCUUUGUAUCAAUCUUAUAAUUUUACCUUUAAUAAAAGCAAACGAAAAAGUAAUGUGCAAAGCCAAGCAUGGGUUUGCUAGCUGUAUAAUAAGAAUGGUUAAUAUGAAAACCGCCUGGGUUGGAGCGGCUCUUUUGGAGGAAUGUUUUUCUUUUUGGUUCCCCAGAAGAGCGGUCCCGGAAGUGAGUCCCUGUCGACCGUUGGAAGCACGGGAUACAAAAAAAACACUAUAGGAGAAAAGAAAUACGCUUAUACAAUGGAUAACGAAUAAAAAAAGAAACACUUGCAUUAUGCACCCAGAUUGAAUAGAGAAAAAAACCGCAGAACUACUGAAUCAAAACGAAUGUUCACUAUUGGGAGAGAAAAAAGACCGAAAUACGCUGUAUAGUCACAAGCUGGCUGGAAACGAGACCGGGUCAGGUGCCUACAAAGUGGGCUCGGCCGGCUUUCCCCCGCUGCCAAAAACACUGAAUCAAAUACAAUACAUAAAACAUGUAAACGCGCGUACGAGUACAAUGUUCCUUUUUUUUCUAAGAACGAAAGAUUUCAACGCUUAAAGCGGGGAACCCGAAGAAUGUUCAGUUGGUUUUAUCCAAGCCGGAAGCAUCAAGUCACCCGUUUUUUCGCAGAUAAAGACUUCAACACGUUAGCACCAGAAAUUCUGGCUUCUUUUGUUUCUUCAAAUAAGAGCAAGUUAUUGUAGUCAGUUCUAUCUUUCUUAGUUAGGUAUUUGUUUUUGUAAGAAGACCCAAGAAUUUUAAACUGUACUGUAAGUAUAAUAUUCCCUUCAGUCGGUGGAUAAGCUUCAAGAAUGAGGAUGAACAUUUGUGCCUUAUUGUGCCUGAUUUUUUUAGCUUUUCCGACCACAAUUUGUACAUAUAGAUAUGCGACACACAGGCGAAGCAUUUAACAAAAAAAACAACAA